AUGGGGAAAACCUACUUCUGCGAUUAUUGCAGCAGAUCGUUUCAAGACAAUCUCCACAACAGAAAGAAACAUUUACAAGGAGUUCAACACCAGAGAGCCAAGAAAUUCUGGUUCGACUGUUUCCGAGAUAGUGCCACAAUACUGGCAGAAGAGCUUGCCAAAAAGCCUUGCAGAAAGUUUCUACAAUCAGGUCAGUGUGAUUUUGGUGUAAAUUGCAAAUUCUCUCAUAUGACCGAUGACGAUGUUCAGAAACUGAGACAAAGCGUGGAAGAAGAAAACAAAGUAGAACAUGAUAACAGACCUGCACCCGAUAUUAAUGAAUGGUUGUCAAAAAGAGCAAAAAGGAAAGAAAGCCAUUCGAACAUCAGUGGUUCAGAAAUGGAAAAAGAGGUUGACGAUGAAUCUGUUGUUUACUGGCUACCUCCAGGAUAUCAAGCAGUUCAUGAGCUACCUCCAUCUCUACAUCCUCCACCUCCUGGAGGUUGGAAGACUGCAGUAAAUGUUGAAUGGGGUUAACAUACGAGACUCUCUGUACGGGGAAAUGAAAGAGAAAGUUGUACUUGCACUGGAAUUCAAUUAACUGGGGAACCACUUUGUCGCAUGAUGCACUUUUGAAAAUUAUAGAAGCUUCUCAAGUAGGACUGUUUCCACGUGAAAGCUAUGCAUGGAGCACAGCACCCAAUCAACCUGGUGUCUUACGCAACCAUUGCUGUGCAAUUUGACUAAUUGUUCUGAAUUUGCAGUAUUUGUUAACCAUCUUAACAAAUAUAAAACAUUUAAGGGCAGAAGUAAUAAUUUAGUGUAAUAUUGAUGGAAAUUGUUUCAAACUAAGCAGACCCUUUUUCUAACAAAAUGCUGGUGCUUUUAUUAUUGAACAAGUCUGGCUGAUGUUUGAAUUAGUAAGCCAUGCCCUUUGCAAACACUGUAGCUAAUAGGUGUGAUCAAGAUUUUUAGAUGUAUAAACAUCACAGUUCUUGAUUAUUCAUGCUUGUAUAACAUCUCAAGCAUAAGCUUAAAUCCACAGAUAGGGAAUUUAUAAGUUGUUACAAAUUUUAGAGAAAUAUAGCUUUCAUAAGAGCAUCCAAUAUAAAUGUACUUCCAGAUUUGCUUUCUUCCUCAUAGUAAAUGUAAAACUUUUGGUGAUAUAUUUGGUAAUGAGAGAAAUGAAAUAUGUUUGUGUGUUUUUUGUUCUAACAAACAUCUUAUUUUUGACUAGAAUGUUUCAUGACAUCAAGCUCAUGUUCAUAACUGUCACUUUAAAAAGUGCUGAUUUUUUUUCACUUUCUUGUCAAGGAGAGUUAUUCAUUGGAGUUGGAUGUUAUUCAUGCUUUUAAAGCAACAUGGCAAAUGACGUAUAUGUUCAGUGAGUCUCUUUCUGGUCCAGGAAGUACACUGCUGUAUGUCAUGGACACUUUCUGUAUCAGUUUGCUUUAUAGUGCUUCAGGCUCACUUUCAUUCUUUGAUAUUUUAUUCCCAGUCUUGCCUUCUAAAAGUUGCAAAUAAGUAAAUGAUGGAUAGUAUCGUGUACAUAAUGUUUUGUACAAAUAUUUGAAUGGCAGAGCUUUACUAUAAUCUGCAGACCACAGUGGCAUCACCCAGUCACUUAUGCACUGUUCAGCAAUUUGAUUCACGGAGGUGUAACCAGAACAAAAAUACAUGCUGUUUCUUUAA
Molecule: messenger RNA, 1671 nt
Organism: Rhincodon typus (whale shark)
Lineage: Eukaryota; Metazoa; Chordata; Chondrichthyes; Orectolobiformes; Rhincodontidae
Gene: zmat5
Product: zinc finger, matrin-type 5
Exons: 5
Coding region: 1-516 (171 amino acids)
Cellular component (GO): U12-type spliceosomal complex
Molecular function (GO): zinc ion binding
Source: RefSeq, a predicted model, not a curated record